This is a messenger RNA of Pedinophyceae sp. YPF-701, 1629 nucleotides long. Lineage: Eukaryota; Viridiplantae; Chlorophyta; Pedinophyceae. The record is from the annotation of a GenBank genome assembly.
AUGCGCCAGGGGUUCGCGAGCCGCGUCGCAGCCGCGGCGUCGAAGGGCAAGGCCCUCAUCUCCGUGUCGGACAAGUCGGGCCUCGCGGACCUCGCCAAGGGCCUGGUCGCGCUCGGGUAUGAGCUGGUGUCCACGGGCGGCUCCGCGAAGGCCAUCGCGGACGCGGGCGUUGCCGUGACCCAGGUGGACCAGGUGACGGGCUUCCCGGAGAUGCUGGACGGGCGCGUGAAGACGCUCCACCCGGGCGUUCACGGCGGCAUCCUGGCGAAGCGCGACGACGAGGCGCACAUGUCGGCGCUGGCGGAGCACGGCAUCGGGGCGAUCGACGUGGUGGUGGUCAACUUGUAUCCGUUCCGCGCGACGGUGACGGCCGCGGGCGGGAAGCCGGCGUACGACGUGGCGGUGGAGAACAUCGACAUCGGCGGGCCCGCGAUGCUGCGCGCGGCGGCGAAGAACCACGCGCACGUGUCGGUGUGCGUGGACCCAGCGGACUACGGGGCGCUGCUGGAGAGCCUGGGGGGCGCGGACGCGGCGGCGGGGGCAGAGCUGCGGAAGAAGAUGGCGUGGAAGGCGUUCCAGCACACGGCGGCGUACGACGCGCAGGUUUCGGAGUGGAUGUGGUCGGAGGUGGGCGGCGACGCCCCCCCGCCGGGCAUCACCGUGCCCAUGGAGCUGGCGCAGACGCUGCGGUACGGCGAGAACCCGCACCAGACGGCCGCGUUCUACCGCGAUCUGUCGCUGUGCGAGGCCGACCUCGGCGGCAUCGGCGCCGCGGUGCAGCACCACGGCAAGGAGAUGUCGUACAACAACUACCUCGACGCCGACGCGGCGUACCAGUGCGUGUGCGACUUCACGGAGCCCACGUGCGUCAUCGUGAAGCACACCAACCCGUGCGGCGUCGCCUCGCUCCCGGACCUCCUCGAGUCGUACCGCGCGGCCGUCCGCGCCGACCCCGUGUCGGCCUUCGGCGGCAUCGUGGCCUUCAACCGCCCCGUGGACGCGGACCUCGCGCGGGAGAUCCGCGAGUUCCGCUCCCCGACGGACGGCGAGACGCGGAUGUUCUACGAGAUCGUCAUCGCGCCCGGGUACACCCCCGAGGGCCUCGAGGUCAUCAAGGGCAAGAGCAAGAACCUGCGCAUCCUCGAGGCCAAGCCGCGCGCGCCCGAGGGCCGCUCGCUGCGGCAGGUCGGCGCCGGCUGGCUGCUGCAGGGCGCGGACACGCUCGUGCCGGAGGACAUUGAGUUUGAGUGCGUGAGCGAGGUGAAGCCCACGCCCGAGCAGCUGGAGGACCUGAAGUUCGCGUGGCGGUGCGUGAAGCACGUGAAGAGCAACGCGAUCACGGUGGCGCGCGGCGGGCGGCUGCUGGGAAUGGGCUCGGGGCAGCCGAACCGCGUGAAGAGUGCACAGAUUGCAAUGGAGAAGGCGGGCGACGAGGUGGAGGGGAGCGCGAUGGCGUCGGACGCGUUCUUCCCCUUCUCAUGGGGGGACACGGUUGAGAUGGCGUGCCAGGCGGGGGUCAAGGCGAUCGCGCACCCAGGCGGGUCGAUCCGGGACCAGGAUGCCGUCGACUGCUGCAACAAGUACGGCGUGGCGCUCGUGGUGACGGGGAACCGCCACUUCAAGCACUGA